Messenger RNA from Penicillium angulare, 1845 nucleotides. RefSeq names its product siderochrome-iron transporter MirC (gene mirC). The transcript is spliced from 5 exons. Gene Ontology annotation, biological process: siderophore transmembrane transport. Lineage: Eukaryota; Fungi; Ascomycota; Eurotiomycetes; Eurotiales; Aspergillaceae. Gene Ontology annotation, molecular function: siderophore-iron transmembrane transporter activity. The coding region runs from base 1 to 1845 and encodes 614 amino acids. The record is from RefSeq and is a predicted model, not a curated record.
AUGCCACUACUUGACGCGCGCGACGGGGUAUCCUACGGUGCUAUACCGCGGGAAAACAGCCACACCAAUAUGGAGACGCAUGAACGAGAACAGCUACUGCACGAUGGCUACGAGACGGAAGGGGAUCCGAGUGAUGUUUCGAGCAUGGGGGAAGCGCAGGAAGGUGUGCGAAAAAUUGAGGCGAUUAAUAUGACUUGGACUUCUAGAUCUUUAAUGAUCGCCUACGUCAGUAUAUUCCUUAUGGCGUUCUGCACGUCCCUGGAAGGGCAAACUGUCAUGUCACUAUCAGCAUAUGCCACUAGCGCCUUCAGUCAACACUCGUUGAUUUCCACUGUUCUCGUGGUGCAAAAUGUAGUCAAUGCUGUGAUCAAGCCUCCAAUGGCAAAGGUCGCCGAUGUGUUCGGUCGCUUCGAAGCCUUUUGCCUCAGCAUCCUCAUCUACAUACUCGGCUACAUUCAGAUGGCCGCGUCGACCAAUGUCCAAACCUAUGCUUCCGCCCAGAUCUUCUACUCUGCCGGAUCAACAGGUCUACAGAUUUUACAACAAGUAUUUAUCGCUGACAGCAGUGAUCUUCUGAAUCGUGCUUUCCUGGCACUUCUCCCGGAGUUCCCUUUCCUAGUCACUGUAUGGCUAGGACCCACAAUUGCAGGUGCUGUCCUUCGAUCCAGUUCCUGGCGUUGGGGCUAUGGCAUGUGGGCGAUCAUCCUGCCUGCUGCAUUUUUACCGCUCGCCCUUUCGCUGCUGUUGAAUCAGCGCAAAGCUCAACGGUUGAAUUUAAUCAAACCGAAAAAGGCGAGACGCAGAAGAAGUCUCUUGAGCAUCAUGCGACGGACCUGGUAUGACUUGGACGUGGGUGGGCUUACGCUCCUCUCUGCUGCGGUCACCUUGAUCCUGGUGCCUCUGACUCUAGCAGCAAAUUCCAAGAAUGGAUGGAAAACUCCAAGCAUUAUUGUGAUGAUGGUUGUUGGUGUCAUCUGCUUGUUUAUUACCCCCUUAUAUGAAUCAUCGAAGAAGCUGGCCCCCAAGCCUUUGCUUUCUUUACAUCUUCUCAAACAGCGAACUGCUCUUGCUGGUUGCGCAUUAGCAUUUUGGUAUUUCAUGGCAUUCUAUUUUUCUGUUCAACCAUACCUCUACUCCUAUCUUCAAGUUGUCCAAAAUUAUGAUGUGGCCACCGCUGGCCGUGUCACCCAGACCUUUGCAUUUACUUCCACCAUUGCUGCAUUUACCGUGUCACUUCUCAUCAAAUAUACCCGCCGAUAUCGGAUCUUCGUCACUAUAGGUUGUGUCAUAUACAUGACAGGCUUAGUCUUGAUGCGCAUGUGUCGCCAAGAAGGUGCUUCGCAUUUACAGGUGCUCGGCACCCAGAUCCUCGUUGGCUGCGGCGGCGGUUUGCUCAAUGUCCCCGUCCAACUCGGCGUCCAGGCAUCCGCAAGUCACCAAGAAGUUGCUGCUGCUACUGCGAUGUUUCUUACCUCCAUGGAAAUGGGUGGUGCUGUCGGUGCCGCUAUCUCCGGCGCUAUCUGGACAUCACUUAUCCCCAAGAAGCUUCAGCAAUACUUGCCCGAGGAAACUAAGUCCCAAGCCGGUGAGAUCUUUGGUAAGCUGACCAAAGCUCUGGAGUACCCAGUUGGAUCACCAACUCGCCUCGCCAUCAAUCGUGCCUACCAAGAAACUAUGAACCGUCUCCUUACAUUCGCUAUCGUCGUGACCCUGCCUCUGAUCCCGCUUAGUCUCGUUAUGGUGAACUAUAAGCUUGAUAAGAUGAGCCCUAGUCACGAUGGCGGUGAUCAAACUCCUCCACCAGUGGAGUCUGAGGCGGAAGAUGACGACCCACGCCACAAAUAG